This is a messenger RNA of Megachile rotundata (alfalfa leafcutting bee), 2815 nucleotides long. RefSeq names its product putative RNA-binding protein Alsin2. Gene Ontology annotation, molecular function: mRNA binding. The record is from RefSeq and is a predicted model, not a curated record. Gene Ontology annotation, biological process: mRNA splice site recognition. NCBI's taxonomy places the organism in Eukaryota, Metazoa, Arthropoda, Insecta, Hymenoptera, Megachilidae. Gene Ontology annotation, cellular component: U1 snRNP.
AUAACAAAUUUCAAGUGAAGUACUCGGAUCCAAAGGUCUGCAAGAGCUUUUUACUGGCAUGCUGUCCACAUGAAAUUUUAUCGUCAACGUUCUAUUUCCAGAGUCUCUGGAAAAAGCAAUUCCAAUCAGAUCCAUUGUACAAUAUUGUUGCGAGUAUUGUCCGCUCAUAUGUCGUGUUGUACUUGUCGCUCUCACAUGCGCGUUACUGUAAGUACUGAAAGCGAAGAGGACGUACGUAUUACAUUCUAACAAUUUGAUUAUCUUAACAUAAUUCAAGUACAUACUAGGUAUUAAUUUGGUUAAUAAUAAAGGCGGGCGGUUACCUCAGCCCCUCUACCGGUCAACGGUGGCGAGGCUGAGUGUCGAAUAUUAAUUCCGAGACCCUGAAAGGCCUGUAUAAAGUUGGUGAGUAGCGCCAUUGCUGAUUCAUGAGAACGAUGUCUUAUUGUCGCUUCUUACUAAUGAUGCCGUUUACGGCAGGUAGAAAUGAAGUUUACUUUGAAAGUAUGCGUGAAAAUCAUAUUCAUCCUCGGAGAUAUAAUGGGUACAGGAAAUGAAGCAGUGAUCUGUAAGUAAAAGACCAUGCGAAUUGCCAAGAUAAACAAAAUUCAUUCGGCUAUAGGAUUGUAAAUGUUUCUACUCACGUGUUCUUGACAGUUCUAAUUCAUUCUACAAUCGAUGCAGUAUGCAAUGAAACUUCGAUUGGUCAUUUCCUGAAAUUUUAUAAUAAUUAAUAAUACUGCUUUCAACAGAAGUCCAGUUUGAAAGAUAUCACACGAUGAUUCAAACGGGAACGAUCGAUUAAAGAAAAUGUUCGAUCGAGAUUUCACUGUACUUCAUACUGGUUACUCGAGAUCACGCGAUAAUCGAUUCUCGAUUUCGAUAUUCUCAUGAUACUGUUAAAGCGGUUCGUUUAAAUAUUAACGAGUAAGAACUCUACAGACAAAUUUUGAUCGUGUAUUAUCGUAAUACACUUAAAUAUUAAAAGUGAUGAAGUCUUGUUACAUGGUUGUCGACAGACCAAUUUUAGAGGGGGCCGUAUAAAUGCAAUGAUGAAGUAAGGUAAAGCUUGUUUGCUAAAACUUCAUUAUUACAAGGCUUAAAAAUUAAAAUUUCAAAAUUUGGAUAUAAGAAGACCAGAGGCCAUGUAGCAGGACUGUAUUGAAUAAACAAAUUGAAUAUCUUUGUGUCCUUUCCAAACAGAGAUAUUUGAAAUAAAAAUAAUUUUGGCAAUUUGCAAUGUAAUGUCCAUGAAAAAAGUGAGAAGUGGCAUGAAGCAGAGAAAAUGGGGGAGAAAGAGGGGGAGAAAGAGAAAGAAAAAAAAUUAGGGAGGACUGUGCAACGCGCCAGUUCUGUUAGAAAAAUUUCCUUCAGCAUUGGAUGUGUACGUAUUGAACUCGUUUUCUAAAUGGUCUAGAAUUGAUUCAUAUAAGGCAAUUCGUGCCCUACGUAAAUAGUAUAAUAAACCAUUAGGCUGUAAGUUGUUUCAUAGACACUGAACAUAUGAACUUAAGGUGUGUGCUGAUUGUAGCUUCAUUGCCAUCGCAUUGUCGUGUCAGGCGGAGAGGUGUUGCCACUCUCGCAUGGACCUGGGAGAAUGCCCCCAGAUUCACGACCUGGCCCUACGGGCUGAUUAUGAGGCUGCACAAAAGAAGAAAGAUCACUUUUAUGAUAUUGAUGCCAUGGAACAUUUGCAAAAUUUUAUUGCUGAUUGUGAUCGCCGAACGGAACAAGCGAAACAACGGCUAGCAGAAACUCAAGAAGAGCUCAGUGCCGAAGUAGCAGCGAAAGCGAAUAACGUUCAUGUUCUUGCGGAGGAGAUCGGUAAAAAAUUGGCCAAAGCAGAACAACUUGGAGAGGAAGGUUUCGUAGAGGAAUCAAUGAAACUUAUGGGUGAAAUAGACGAGCUCAGAAAGAAGAAAAAUGAAGCUGAACAGGAGUAUCGUAACAGUAUGCCAGCGUCAAGUUAUCAGCAACAGAAAUUGAGGGUUUGCGAGGUUUGCAGUGCCUACCUUGGCAUUCACGACAACGAUAGACGGCUGGCCGACCAUUUUGGUGGGAAGUUGCAUCUGGGCUUUAUCAAGAUCCGUGAAAAAUUGGCAGAGCUUCAGAAAACUGUUGAAGAAAGACGUAAAGAGAAACGAGAGUCAUUGCUCGACAGACGCAGAGAUAGAGAUGAUCGCGACAGAGACCGUGAUAGAUCAGACAAUCGCCGAGGAGGUUUAGGUUACAGAGAUAAAGAUCGUGAUCGUGAUCGUGAACGUGAGCGUGAACGUGAACGUGAUCGCGAUCGCGAUCGUGAUCGAGAAAGAGAGCGAGAACGAGACCGAGACCGUGAUCGUGACCGUGACAGAGACCGUGAUCGUGACCGUGACCGUGAUCGGGAUCGAGAUCGAGAACGCAGAGACAGGGAUAGGAGAAAGUCACGUUCUCGAAGCCGCAGUCGUGGCAAAAGAUCAAAACGUUCCCGCAGUAGUAGCCGUAGCCGUCGAUCACGUUCCCGUCGUAGUGGGUCCAAUGAUCGAAAAAGAUAAAACUAAUGAUCAUUUACAAUUAUGCUCAAUCAUUUUUCUUCGUAUAAAUCACGUGCUUAAUUGUGCACAUUACAUGUAAAAACAGAAUCGCUCGCUAAACAUAAUUUUUCAAUAGACAUUUCUUUGAAAAUUAAACUGAGAUUUGUACAUUGAUCGUUCACACCUUAUCAAAAACACCAAUAUUUCGAAAUAUCUUUGUGUAAAACUAGGCAUACUCCUGUACGUAUAACAGGAUUGAAUUUAUUAGAUAUUAAUAUUACGAAUAUACUUAUUCUAUUUGA